AUUCGCGAGCUAUCGAUAACCGGGGAUGAGCUUGCGUUGUUGUUCUUAGCUAGUGCGAAGUAAUUGGGAAAUACAAGUGAACAUGGCCGCAAACUACGCAAAUCCGGGCAAGGGCAUCUCGACGGCGGUCCUGCGCAACCAGCUGAUGGGCCUGAUCAACUUCACCGGCACGCACAAGGACCAGGCGGACAAGUAUCGCCAGCUGCUAAAGACGGUGCUGGCGAACACCGGCCAGGAGCUGAUCGAUGGUCUCCGGCUCUUUGUGGAGGCGAUUGUGAACGAGCACGUCAGCCUGGUCAUCUCGCGCCAGAUCCUCAACGACGUGGGCGGCGAGCUGAGCAAACUGCCCGACGACCUCUCCAAGCAGCUCUCCCACUUCACCCUGGAGAAGGUUAAUCCGCGCGUCAUCUCGUUCGAGGAGCAGGUGGCCGGCAUCCGGUUCCACCUGGCCAACAUCUACGAGCGCAACCAGCAGUGGCGCGAUGCGGCCACGGUGCUGGUGGGCAUUCCGCUGGAGACGGGCCAGAAGCAGUACUCCGUGGAGUGCAAGCUGGGCACCUAUCUAAAGAUCGCCCGGCUCUACCUGGAGGACAACGAUUCCGUGCAGGCCGAGCUGUUCAUCAACCGUGCCUCACUGCUGCAGGCCGAAACCAACUCAGAGGAGCUGCAGGUGCUCUACAAAGUCUGCUAUGCCCGUGUGCUGGACUACCGGCGCAAGUUCAUCGAGGCCGCCCAGCGAUACAACGAGCUCUCCUACCGCAAGAUCGUUGACCAGGGCGAGCGGAUGACGGCGCUGAAGAAGGCGCUCAUCUGCACAGUACUCGCCUCUGCCGGACAGCAGCGCUCCCGCAUGCUGGCCACUUUGUUCAAGGACGAACGCUGCCAGCAUCUGCCGGCCUACGGGAUUCUGGAGAAGAUGUACUUGGAACGCAUCAUCCGACGCUCCGAGCUGCAAGAGUUCGAGGCUCUGCUGCAGGACCAUCAAAAGGCUGCCACGCCCGACGGCUCCUCGAUCCUGGAUCGGGCCGUCUUCGAGCACAAUCUGCUGUCGGCUAGCAAGCUGUACAACAACAUCACCUUCGAGGAACUGGGCGCUCUGCUGGACAUACCAGCGGUGAAGGCGGAGAAGAUCGCCUCCCAGAUGAUCACCGAGGGCCGCAUGAACGGACACAUCGACCAGAUCUCGGGCAUAGUGCACUUCGAGAACCGCGAGCUACUGCCGCAGUGGGAUAGACAGAUCCAGUCGCUGUGCUAUCAAGUGAAUUCCAUAAUAGAGAAGAUAAGUGUGGCCGAGCCAGAUUGGCUAGAUAACCUGAACUGAACCCGGCUCUCACCAGAUCCUCACUCACCUUCAUAUUCAUGAGAGACGUCGGCCAAUAAGAGCGCAGCAAAUCGGAUAUUAACCGCGCCUGCGAUAGAUUUCAUUUUUAAUUUAUAAAAAUAAAUGAAAUUAUGUACAUUA
Molecule: messenger RNA, 1462 nt
Organism: Drosophila elegans
Lineage: Eukaryota; Metazoa; Arthropoda; Insecta; Diptera; Drosophilidae
Gene: CSN4
Product: COP9 signalosome complex subunit 4
Exons: 2
Coding region: 83-1321 (412 amino acids)
Cellular component (GO): COP9 signalosome; cytosol
Source: RefSeq, a predicted model, not a curated record